Molecule: messenger RNA, 2835 nt
Organism: Papilio xuthus (Asian swallowtail)
Lineage: Eukaryota; Metazoa; Arthropoda; Insecta; Lepidoptera; Papilionidae
Product: IQ and AAA domain-containing protein 1
Exons: 1
Coding region: 93-2795 (900 amino acids)
Molecular function (GO): ATP hydrolysis activity; ATP binding
Source: RefSeq, a predicted model, not a curated record
CUGUCAUGGUUUUAUUUAAGUGUACCAGAUAAUAAUUAUAAAUUACUGUUUAAUGAAGUCAAAAUUUAGAUUCAAACAAAGUAAAUUUAAAAAUGGCCAGCAAAGAAUAUUACGAACGAUGGUUGAAAAUAAAAGACGAUUUCGAAAAAGCCUUAGCCGCGGAUCAGAAGAUCCAAGACUUAGCAUCAGACAACAUAGGUAUUAAACCUCAAGCCACGGCAAUAGAAAUAGUUGCAAGAGUGUACUCUCAGUAUUGUAUACUGUAUAACAGAUUAUGUGAAUGCUAUGACCAAAUGGAUCAAGUACAAAGACGUCCAUUCAUAAGACAAAUUAUUGACACUGUAACUUGUCGUUUACUGGAAUUAAAAGCAUCGCUAGAAACUGUUGAAGCUUUUGAAUAUACAUAUACCGAUAACGCCCUAAAGCAAAUGCUCAUUAUACCCCAAGACGUGGAAAUACUUUGUCCAUUUUUCUAUCCAUUUGAAAUUAGGCAAAAAGAAAUGCAAUAUAUCAUCGAUCAAAUUUUCGCCGGCAAUCGUAUCGGUGAUCCCACACCGACACAAUCAGAAUUGGAACUCAAAGAACAACAACGCUUAGAAGAAGAAAUGAGAUUAAGGGAAGAGAAAGAAGAAGAAAUAAGACGAAAACUGGCACUUGGUGAAGACGUUCAAUCCAUACAUUCAGAAGUGCUGAGUCCCGAAGAGAUGGAGAAACGGAGGUUAGAAGAAGAAUAUAACAGACAUGUAAACAACAUUCAACGAAUGGAACGGUCGAGAAAUAUUGUAAGACAAAAUGCUAAGAAAGUGAAUAAAGAUAAGGCUUUAUAUUUGGAGCUUGCAGGUCUUAAAAAACCAGAAGCUUCGCCAUAUAUGAAAGAAAGGGCCGCUGCUCUUAUUAAAACGAUUUAUAAGCGAUUCAUGGAAAUUAAGCGAGAGCAAAAACGAGAAAAUCUGUUAAAAGAAAAACUUCAAAUGAUUAUAAUCUCACAACCUAAGCCAUCAGCAAAAACAGAGUUAAGGAGAGUAGAAGAGAUACGCCGAAGUUAUAGACAAAAAUAUCAUGAGACGUGGCUAGAAGAUCAUAUCAAAGAAAAAGCGCGCAUUUUACAAAUCAAAGAAGGCCAUAUAAUGGACGAUAUUACCAGCGAAAUUAGGGAGUGGUUUAGGGUGUGGUAUAACAAAGUCCGUACAUUUGAUGAGUUUCCGUGGCCUGAAGAGGGCGGAUCAAUCUUAGUUGUAAAAGGAGAAACAUUUACGAUAGAAGAAUAUAUUGAAUAUCGAGCUAAAGAAGAUAAACGUCUUAAAGAAGAAGCUGGUAAUCCAAAGACAAAACAACAAAUUAAAGCAGAAAAAUUGGAAGCUAAACUUGAACAAAGACGAAUAGAGAAAGAAGCAUUGGAAAAGGAGAAAAAAAGAUUUAGUGAUUAUAGAAAAUCAAGACUCAAUCCAGCUAACGAUCCAGGUGUCUAUUUGUCUGUAGGUAAACAAUUUGAAAGGCUACGGGAAGCGUGGAAAGAUUAUCAAAUACAAUGGAGAAAUAUUGAUGUACCAGAUCCUCCCUUAGAGGUAAUUAAAGGUUACAUAAGGGAGUUACUUAUAGGUACUGCUUAUCAAGAAGUACAUUUACAAUUGCGGCCCAUUGUGGAUGAGAUGAUGAGAUUAGAACUAGAACAGUUAAAGGUGUCGCUCAAAAAUGAUUACAAUGUGGCUGGUAUCAGCAAGCCUCCUCAAAGUGAAAAAAGGAAAAAACCGAGGAAACCUAGAGUACCGAAACCAGAAAAAAUACCUCCAGCUAGAAUGUUUCAAGAAUUAUUCGACGAAGGCAUCAUUAAGCAGCAUAAGCGUCUAACCAUUGAUGAUUUUUGGGGCGACAGAAACUAUGCUGCGGCUGAUAUGAGAGCAAUUGAAUGGACACCGACGUUCCCACCGCCAUGCAUAGGUGAUGUUCGAGAACAAAUAAGAAUUCGUUGUUUGUUAACACUUGGAUCUUCAUGUCGCAAUGCAAACCGUUCAAUACUUCUGGUAGGACCCAAAGGUUCGGGAAAGAAAACGCUCGUUUAUGCUUUGGCAACUGAGACCAAUUCAAUUUUAAUAGAUCUUUCACCAUUUAAUGUGUAUAACAAAUACCCAGGUCCAAAAAACUUUAAAAAAAUGUUUAAUUUAAUUAACAAAGUGAGCAGACUAAUGCAACCCACUAUAAUUUUAAUUUCGGACGCUGACAAAAUUUUUUAUAAGAAAGUACCACCUGAAGAAAAAAUGUUUGACCCGACACGAUUACAAAAAGACUUAUUCAAGGAAAUUGUAAAACCCCUAUCAGAUAAAGACAAAAUUCUAGUAAUUGGUACAUCGUCAGAACCUUGGUUAUCGAGAGGAGCCCUGAUGUUGAAGGCAUUUUCAUCAAUGAUCAUGUUUCCUAGAAGUGACUACGGCAGCAUAUCGUUAAUAUUAAAAAAAGUCCUGAUGAAAUACCACGGCAUAGAUAGAGAAUUUAACGUUCAUUCUUUGGCACAAACACUGCGUGGUUUUGACAUAAACACUAUAAGGCGAGCUAUAGGCACGGUGUUGGAUGGUGAUAGGAUUGCACAAUUAUACUACAAACCACUGGAGCCGGCUGAAAUAUUAAAGGCAGCAAUGAACGACAGCCAAUGUAACUAUAUAGAUCCAUUUGAUUAUGAUAUGUUCACACAAUGGUACCUUGCUUCUUCGCCGUGGGGAGGAGAAUAUGCUUACUACAUGAUGAUGCUAGAGUCACAACUUAAUUACAAGUUGAAAGAGGAAAAGAAGAAGAAAAAAUAAAACUGCUAUCUUUUUUUUAACACAUUUUUUUUUCAAUUAA